This is a messenger RNA of Stylophora pistillata, 2175 nucleotides long. RefSeq names its product 5'-3' exonuclease PLD3. The record is from RefSeq and is a predicted model, not a curated record. Lineage: Eukaryota; Metazoa; Cnidaria; Anthozoa; Scleractinia; Pocilloporidae. Gene Ontology annotation, molecular function: catalytic activity.
ACCUCGAGAUAGAGAUACUCACUCCAGGUGAUACUUCAUAGUUUAUUAUUCACUCAUUAACUAUGUCCCAGAUUUAAUUAAUGACCAAAUGGCUAAAGGAGACCAUUCGUAUUUGCUAAUGAAGGAGGAGACAGAGGUGUCUAUGGCGCAAUCGAAACAAGUUCGUCUGCCGAUAGCGUUAACGGAACGAACAAGAAAACUUUUGGUUGCAUUCGUUAUUGUCAUGGGAAUUUUCAUUAUCUUUCUUGUGGUUGGGAUAGAACUCAUAAUCAAGAACUCAGACGCAAAAACUCAACAAGCAACUGCACCAUUCACCAGCAAUUGCACGAUAACUUUAGUGGAAAGCAUUCCUGAAAAUGUCACGUUCUCCGCAGGAUCGGUUCGGAAUCCAAGCAUCUAUGAUGGCUGGAUGAAUCUUCUAGACAUCGCAGAGGAGCGGAUCGACAUAGCAUCGUUUUAUUGGACAUUACAAGGAAGCGAUACAAAUACCUCAGAUUACAGUACCGAACAAGGAGAGAAUGUGUUUAAGAAGAUACAAGAUGUUGCUAAAGCAGGUGUUAAAAUCAGAAUUGUACAGACACCUCCAACUAAAGCUUUCCCUCAGAUAGACACAAACAUCCUUUCAGAGAAAGGGCUUGCAGAUGUACGGUCGCUAGACAUAUCACGUCUGGUUGGCAGUGGGAUUUUGCACACUAAGAUGUGGCUCGUUGAUGGUAAACAUUUUUAUGUUGGCAGUGCAAAUCAGGACUGGAGAGCACUCACACAGGUACAAGAGCUUGGACUUAUUACCUACAACUGCAGCCUCAUGGCAAAUGAUAUUAGCAAAAUAUUUGAGGUAUAUUGGGACCUAGCCAAAGAAUCAAAGAUCCCAGAUCCCUGGCCUAAAAAGUACCAAACAGCCAUCAAUGCUGAUUCUCCUGCUCAAAUUAAGUUUAAUGGAUCCAUUGCAUCCUCUGUAUUUUUGUCUUCUUCUCCACCAAAGUUUUGUCCACCUGGGCGUACUGACGAUUUGUCAGCCAUCUUACGAGUUAUUGACAGUGCAACAAAGUUUGUUUAUGUUUCUGUGAUGGAUUAUUUUCCAACAACUUUGUAUACACCUCAAAGAACUUAUUGGCCAGAUAUAGAUGACGCUCUAAGACGUGCAGCAUUUGAUCGUAAAGUACAUGUGCUACUUAUGGCCAGCUUGUGGAAUCACACGCGUUCUGAUAUGAAGAACUACCUUCAAUCCCUGGCUGCUUUGAACUAUGCUAAUGGAGCUUAUGUCCAAGUGAUACUAUACUCUGUACCGCCUUACACGAAAGAGAUCCCUUUCGCCCGGGUGAACCACAACAAAUACAUGGUCACUGAGAGUGUUGCGUAUAUUGGAACAUCUAACUGGUCAGCGGAUUAUUUUCUGUACACUGGUGGCAUCGGUUAUGUCAUCAAUGAAACAGAAACUGGCAGCACUGUGCGUGCACAGCUGCAAGCUGUGUUUGAAAGAAACUGGUAUUCAAAUUUUACUUCACCAGUUUACUGUGAGGAUCGUUGAAACACUGAAAACCUGGUUUGAAUGGACAGAUAGCUUGAUUUGAUUUGUUUGUACCGUACAUAUUUAAUAGCAAAAAGUUAUCAAUUCACAUUUUCUUAGAUACAUUCUUGUAAAUUAUUAGGAACUAGAUACAAAUUUUAUCAUUUUGUACUGAUUUUUGGUACAAAUGUAGAAACAUGUAGAUAAAAAUGAAGUUGAGAAGCCUUUUAUGGAAUUGUCUAGUUUUGCUAUGAGAUCUUAAAUCCAGCUCGGUAAGGUUCCAUCCGUAACUCUGUUAUAUCAUUGGUGCAAAUCUGAUGAAAGCUUCCAAUUACCUCUCAUGUAUUGUAAAAACAGGAUAAGAAAAUCUGUAUUUAUGACAAGGGAACAAACCUUAUUUUCAGUCUUAUGUUUAACUUACAAACACUAGGUAGUUUGUUACAACAAGCUGUGGGCUGUGGGAAAAGGUUUCUUUGGCAGCUCGAAAGACAAAAUGUUCCAAUUUUGAGAUUUCUUUUGAGCUAUAUGUUGUUGGUAAAAUUAUCCUCUGACCCGGUGAUUUCUUUUAUCCAGCUACUUUAAGAUGUUCACACAUUUGCGGUAGGUAAGAUAUUGUGUUCUUGUGAACGCAAUUGAAUUUUGGCAAAAUAAAUUCUUUGUUGAUUUGA